AUGAGAAUUGAGAGCGCUUCGUCUUCAGGCAAGCGUCUCUGGGUUUCCGUGUUGACGUUACCCCUUUCCGCGCUGUGGGUCAGCAGAGUGGUGGAGCAGAGCGGGAGUUCAGCGCGCGAGAGGUGCCAGGAGCUAGCGCACCGCUCUGCUCUUCAGGCCCUAAAGCGCAAGAAGAGGUACGAGAAGCAGCUUGCGCAGAUAGAUGGCACGUUAUCAACAAUUGAAUUUCAGAGGGAAGCCCUUGAAAAUGCCAACACUAACACUGAGGUGCUCAAGAACAUGGGUUUUGCUGCAAAAGCUAUGAAAGCUGCUCAUGACAACAUGGAUAUUGACAAAGUAGAUGAAUUAAUGCAGGACAUUGCAGAACAGCAAGAACUGGCAGAUGAGAUUUCAACAGCCAUCUCAAAGCCUGUAGGAUUUGGGGAAGAAUUUGAUGAGGAUGAACUCAUGGCAGAACUAGAGGAACUAGAGCAAGAAGAAUUAGACAAAAACUUGCUGGAAAUAAGUGGUCCUGAGGCAGUACCACUACCAAAUGUGCCCUCAAUAUCAAUACCAUCAAAGCCAGCAGCUAAGAAGAAAGAAGAGGAAGAAGAUGAUGACAUGAAGGAGCUGGAAGCUUGGGCAGGAACCAUGUAACCACAGCAGUAACUGGCUGAAAAAAGACUUUGGUUGCCUAUUCUGGGUGCAAAUGUGUUGUAUUGAGGAGAAAGUAUAAGCAAAAUGUCUUUAUCUUUAAUUUUAACCCCAAGCAGUGGGAGUUGCAUUGCUGUUUUCCACAUAGCGUGGUCUGCGCGAAGGAAACAGGGGAGCAGGGGGAAUCACCUGCAGUUUAAGCAGUUGAAUUUCUGUAAAAAGUUAUGUGCAAAAUCGAACAUUCAGCUUUUGGACUAUGCUAAUGCCACUGUUGGAUCUUCAUCUUCUAAAAUUUGGGCCAUAUUGAACUGAAAUAAACUGAAAAACAGUCUGUAAUUUUAAGUCAGUUGAAGUGUGUCUAGAAGUCUCGUAAGGCAUUUUUUAAAAAAAAAAAAAAAGAAAGUCAUAAGCCACCACCGGCUUCUUAUUGUGUUUAGGUGUAAGAAUGCUUUAGAUUUUUAGUUCUUUGCAAUUUAUAUUUAUAUCCCUUGACUGAUGUGUGGCCAGCCUUGCAUUUGUCACUGCAACAGUGUAGUCACGAUUCCUGUUUUAAUUGGUGAUAAUGAUUUGCAAUGGACAAGUGCUGUUCUGGAAGUAGGGGAGAUUUAAAUUUCAGCUGUACAUUUUUCUACAUAGCACUACAAUGUUUAUUGCUUUUUGUGAUAAUUGAUAACCCAUUCAGAUACAUGCACACAAUUAUUUUAAUUAAGAAACUACUAUGGAUUGCACUGUAUUAAAUAUCUUGAUUAAUUU
This is a messenger RNA of Struthio camelus australis, 1386 nucleotides long. The record is from RefSeq and is a predicted model, not a curated record. NCBI's taxonomy places the organism in Eukaryota, Metazoa, Chordata, Aves, Struthioniformes, Struthionidae.